CCGGAGUGGGAAAACUGGAAAGAGAACAGGCCGCACACGGCGUGGCAUCCGCCAGCUUCCAGGAUUGCAGUAUCAUCCGAAUCUCCGCGUUGGAAAAACCGUUCGGCGAACGAUAUCGCGGGAUAAACCCGGAACUUCCGUAACUUUCCCCCGAAACGUAAACCGGUAAAAGUGACGCGCUGCAGUAGAGGAUUUGUUUGUUUGUUUUUUUUUUUGGAAUUUUGGGGCGUGUAUGUGGUUUGAAAAAUGAGGACAGAACUUUUGGAAGUUGUGACUCUUGAAAGGAUUUUGAAGCUUUACGGAAUGUUGGUUUGUUAAAUUAUGUUAAAAAAAAGUUUCACAAACAAAUAAAUGAGAAUUAUUAUUAUUAACAGUGUUAGUGUGACAAUAAAAAUAUUCAAUGACUUUAUUCUUGAUUUAAAAAAACCCACUAUACUUCAAGACCCGCCCAUUUAGAAGGCGGAUCUGUUCAAUGAGAUGAAGCUCAGAAGCUAAUGGUGAACAAUGGCAAACCGAAAUAGUGCAAAAUUUAGUGUUUUUUGAUAUUGACUAGUGAAGCCAAAGAAAUAGCUACAAUGUCUGCAGGUUCCGCGGUGGCGAUGAUAGGUGCGAAUCUACGUUUCGGCAGCAGCAUCGCAAACGUAACGUCGAAUGUCACGAAAGUUUUUCAAUGUCACCCGGGAGGCACGGCGGAAGCGGCACUGAUUUUCGCUCUGGGUACAAUGGGAAUGGCUGCGAACUUGGCUUUGAUGGGAGUUAUAUUGUCGAACCGGCAACUGAGAAGAUGGUCCCAAGGUCUCCUUUUCCACCAAGGAGCCGUCGACUGCGCCCGCGCCGCUCUCCUACUGCCCCUGGGUACCUCCAUACUGCACUGCCAACCAGUACACAAAUGUUCCUUGGUAGAAACGGCAUUUCUACUAUUGGUCACGGUAGCGACUGUCAAUAUGCUCACGACUGUACUAAAUGAUUCUCCCAUAUUUCCUGACGACGAAGAUGCCGACCGGAUGAUAUCAGAAGCGCCGUUACUCAUGGACUCUCCGCAGUGCGUGUUGUUUGGUACCUCGAUGAUUUGGUUCGCUUCGAUUACCAUUAAUUUGGGACCAACGUUUUUAUCAGGUGCUUUAGCUGCUCAAGGCGAAGCCGGUCACAAGCAUCCAUCCUGUCCAUUAAUCUACGGCCCAUUAAGACACUACAUCCUGAACGCCCUGUGGAUAGCUGUAAAUCUAGUGUGUGUAUCGCUUACGUUAUUUCACUUAAGAAAAUUACAUAGAGACUUAACUAAAGCCAACGUAGAAGCUGUAAGAGUAGCGGGAUUGGUGACGACGCUAGUGAACGUCACCGGUGGGUCCAAUCAGAUGAAUUCGAUUAAUCACAGGACAAGCGGUGGAGCUAUGGAAGAGCAAAGAAGGAUGCGAGAUUACCUGAGAAAAAUGGAAAGAGACGGUGUACAAAGAGUGAAAAUGUUUUUAGUUAUAACAGCCGCUUACGUCCUUUUUUGGGGACCCUUAUUCAUAGUCACCCUCAUCAACCAUCCAAUUGUCGGGAGCAACCCUUUGGGACACGAGAUUACCCUCCACAUAUCCUACGUCCACGCGAUAGUCAAUCCGACAUUGUUCCUGGUGCUGCACAGAGGACUGAGAAGAGCAGCCCUCGACGCCUGUUGCGGCUGGGUACCAAUUUGGCUAGGACCGCCGCCAGUGCCCACGCCGCCCGACCCGCCCAGACGCACAACGGUGCCGGAGAUAGCGUGCCUCAAGCCGCCCAUGCCCGCCCAUCCCGACAGUGCAAUGGGAAACACCGAUUUGAGUCUAUGGUCGCCAGACAGCUCCACCGACUUGGUGCUGCCCCUGGAUCCUUUAAACGGGGGAAUGGAAAUACCUCGAUUUUCGAGUCCCGAGUUGGAACUUUCGCCGACGGACAGCGACGAGAAAGAACAGUUUGAUUGGAAUCGUUCCACUAGAAUAUAGACACAUAACAAACAAACAAAAAAUAACAUGGUGACAGCUAAUUAAAUUCCAUUAUUUAGUAUAUUUUUAUAUUUUUUAAACCCAGUUCCCAAUAAUUCCAGUUUAUUCCAUAAUCAUUGAAUGGGAGUAUCAAAACAAUAAAAUAUAAAUUUCCCAUUUAAAACCCAACCACUUCUUUAAUCGAAAUGACAACUUUGCAUACCAAACAAAGCUGUUUGGAUUUUCAAAUUGAAUGAAAUGAAACCGGCCGCAAAACAAUGGGGGCCGUCAAUAGGGGAUAUGAAUGCCGCCACCACACAAUGCCUUUGAAAGAAUUGAGUUUUCCAACCGCUCAUUGGAGGAUUUGGAAAUCGAGGGAUGAUUGCUGACAAGUAUAGGAAUAAUAAAUUCAUUGAAGUUCUAUUGAACACAUUUUCGUUUAUUUUGCAGUUGAAAUAAAUAUGAGGUAGUAGAGCUGGGCAAUUAUUUAAGAAUAUUUGGAAAAAUAACGAAUUAAAUCAAACCAACAGAACGGGAUUUGAUUGAAUAGAUAACUUAGGAACCAUAUGCGUAGAUUAUCCAAACUGGUCUUUUCACGUUUCCUUUACCCGUAGAUUUGCGCAAAAAACAACACUGCUUUCCGAGAGUGACAAAAAUUGUCCCAAUCUGUAAGGGUAUGUCAUGUUUAACAAUAGUACUUACUUUUCAAAGUAUUUUUUACAAGUUUCUGCCAAAAAAUAUUAAAUACAUGUUAGAUCCUAUUAUAAAUCCGCCACUCAUACUUUUUGAUUGCCCCCUGUAACUACAGUUAAAGAAGCCAGAAAAUUCAACUAUUUUCAAGAUGAAUUGAAUCACGAAAAUUCAAGCGCGUUAGAGAAGGACGCACAUAACUAUAAAAGCCCCGGUGCGCACCGCGUAAGGAUCAGUUCUGAUUGAUGUACGACAAGUGCAGUAAACUGUAAAAUCAGGAACUAAAUAACCACGUUCGAAAAUAAUCGUGCCGUAUAAGCUCCUCUAAUAAAUAAAAUCCUCUAAUCCCUUAUUCUGUUUACAUUUUGACAGCUAACCCAACUUUUCUUUUGCUUAUUUUCUAACUUUAAUAGCGUUUUCCAUCUGUCGAAUCAGGGCAAAAAAAAUGUAUCCUUAUCCUUACAUGUUUUUACAAAAAGAUGCGGAUACACUCAGUGCGGCACUGAUGACAAAUGGAAAUCGCCAUAUUUAUUCUGAAGGUUCCCGAGUUUAAUUAAUUUUCCCUUGAUGUUUUAUGGAGGAAUUAUUAGAAAUUGCUGUUCUGGGAGAUGUGAAUGGAGCCUAAAAUUAUUUUGACAUAGCAUAGCGUUACGGUAAGGCAUCCGCUAAGUCCCGUUAGGUAACGGGCUCCGCUAACGCUGAUACCGUAAGAACUGUCAAAUAACGUUACGGUAUUUGAAAUUUGGAUAGCACAAGAACUCUCUAUUGUGUUUAAUAAAAUUCGUUAAAGUUCGAAAAAGUAGUCUCACUUAUCUGCGAACCCGUCUAAGUAACAAUUGGUGUCAGAAGUGGGAUAAGUGAGUGAAGAAACUUGCAUUUAUGGUAAAUACGAGAAAACACACUGUCAAAAUGAAAUGCGGACGAAAAAAGAGCAAAAGAAAAACAAGAAGAACAGGCCCGACUACAGAAAAUCCUGCAAGAACAAGAGGACAAGCGACAACUAGAACACGACCGACUACAAAAAAUCCUUCAAGAACAAGAAGACAGGCGACUUAAAGAAAAACAGGAAGAAGAGGACAAGCGACAGCAAGUGCAAGACCGGCUCCAGAAAAUUCUGCAAGAACAGGAAGACAACGACAUGGGGAUAUUGACAGGAUCGCUGGGUUGUUCCAGAACAUUCAACAAGAAGUCAAAGGCGAAAUAGAAAUAGUUCGAGAAAAAGUAAAAGGCGAAAUGGGGACGAUCCGAGAGGAAUUCGAGAAAAAAUAUAGAAAACUGGAGAAGAAAAUGGAGAAAAUUCGCGAAGAACCCAAUAUCAACGAAAGUACCAGCAAAAUGGAUGUAUCGGUGAGCCCAAUCGUACGCGGCCAAUUCAAACCACCAACUUUUGACGGCGAAACUUCAUGGUCCAUGUAUAAACGACAGUUUGAGGCCGCUGCUAGUACAAAUGCAUGGGAUGACAAACAAAAGCAACAUCAUUGGUACUUGCACUACGAGGAAAGGCGCUUGAAAUUCUUCAAAAUAUUCCCGAGGCAAAACGAAGUGAUUAUGCAGCUGUUGUAGGAGCCUUAGAGCUUAGGUACGGAAACAAGUAUCUCAGUCAAGUCUACCAGAGUCAACUCAAAAGCAGAGUCCAAGGUCCAUCUGAAACACUGCAGAAAAUUUGUUGGAAAGAGCCUUUUAUAAGGUAAAUAACUUUUUUGCGAACACAUAAUUUUGAGCAUUCCACACACUGGAGCAUUGUUUAUAGGUAAUUUGUUUUGUUAAUAAUUUAUUAGACUAAUUUAGUUUAUUUUAUACCUCGAACUCGAUGUCCCUACUUAUGUAUUCUGUUUGUAUUGUUUUGAUUUUGUAUACAGAUAGAUGUAUAUUAUUUUUAAGGCUUUGUCAACAAAUUUUGUUAAAUUUUUCUCCUGACAAUAAAGCAUUAUUAUUAUUAUUACCGUUGUCCAUGCAUUGGAAUAUGAAGCUGUCAGAAAUGCCUCUUUAAAUCGAAGAAGCAAGAUCAGGGAAAUGAAGAUAGCAGAGGACCGCCCAAACUCAGACGCAGAUUUGUUUCUAAAACUGGAGGCGCUGAUUUAGGAAUUCUGCGCGAAGUUAGAUAAAGAGCCAAGAGCCAGAAAACAGAUCAAAUUCUACAACAGCGGCCAAGAAGGACAUAUUAGCAGAAACUGUAGGCGACGUUCCCGCUGAGGAGAUCCUGAAGCGGAGAAAGAAGGUGAUUCCAGAUAUCAUCAGGGAAACGCCACCUCGCCAGUAUAAGGGGGCGAAUGCUGGCGACCACCGAUUCUCGAGCCCCCAAAGUAAUGUUGUUCUCUAUCAAGAAGAAUUGUAAAAGUCUCGUUGCCCAAGGCACCAGGCACCCUCCACGGCAAGAAAUGUGAUUUGACCAUCGACACAGGGGCAUCAAGAUCAGUGGUUCGCCCCGACAAGGUUUCUAAGGACUCUGUAAUGAUGUUGAGAAAUGAACCACUGCUAGAAACAGCUAAGGGAAAUUUGAUAAAUGUUUUUGGAGAGACCACCGUGACAUUGGGAAUAGGCAGCACCGAACUUAAGUAGAAGUGAUAGUUGCUGACAUAGUGGAUGAAUUUAUAUUGGGAGUGGAUGUCGUAGAAACCUUUGAUUUCCUAUCAGUGGACUUUAAAAAUAAAAGGUUGAGAGAAAGCAAAUACUCUUCUAAUCACCGUCAAAUAAGGACUGUCAAAUUAGAAUAAUCGUUGAUGAAGAUACACGAAUUCCUGGAAAUAGUGAAUCGAAUGUGCGGGCACACCUAGAAAACAGCUAGAAGGCGUGAACACCAUGAUCGUGCAACCAACAGGAAGCAUGCAGAAUGGAACACUUGUGGCAUAUUUCUUAGUGAAUUCCAACAAUGUUUUUCCAGUGAGAGUGACCAAUCUAACAACAAACCGUGAAAUAUUGAAGAAAAGAGACGUCAUUGGCAGAUGUACACCAACUAUACGAGUAGUCAGAUGCGCAAAGAAAGAGCCUGUGUCAAAUGAAGCACAUUUAUCAAUAGAGCUUCUGGAGAAGUUUGAAAAGAGCUGGAAUCACUUAGGCCAGCAAGAAAAGAAGAAAGCUAUUGACUUUGAGCAGAAAGAGGCUGGUGUUUUUGUGCAAGAUAAAAUUAUUGGACGUACUCAUUUGGUAGAUCAUCGCAUUAACACAGGAAGUGUUACACCCAUUCGCCAAGCGCUACGAAGACUCCCUUUCGCAAAGCAACAGUACUAGUUACGAAAAAGGAUGGUUCUACCAGGUUUUGUAUGGAUUAUAGAAGGUUGAAUGACGUUACGAAGAAAGACAGCUAUCCGUUACCCCGGAUUGACGAUACCCUUAACACCGUAUUAGGAUCCAAGUGGUUUUCAACCGUGAACUUGAAAAGUGGAUAUUGGCAGGUGGAACUCAAUACAGAGGAUAAAGAGAAGAACGCAUUUACUGCAAGAAACGGCCUAUACCAAUUUAACGUCAUGCCGUUUGGAUUAUGCAAUGCACCUGCCACUUUUGAAAGACUGAUGGAGUUAGUUUUGCGAGGACUGACUUGGAAAACGUGCAUAGUAUAUCUGGAUGAUGUCAUGGUGAUUGGCAAAGAUUUCGAUGAACACCUGUCGAAUUUCAAGGAAGUUUUUGCCAGGAUUCGAAGUGCCAAUCUGCAACUAAAUCCCAAGAAGUGUGUCCUAUUUCAGGAAAAAGUAGACUUCCUCGGUCAUGUCGUUUCAUCAAAAGGAAUAGAGACAGAUUCAGAUAAAGUCCAAGCUGUGCGAGAUUGGCCCUGACCAAAGAAUAAACAUGAAGUUAGAAGCUUCCUGGGACUCUGCAGUUACUACCGCCGGUUUGUCAAGGAUUUUGGGAAGAUUGCGAAGCCUUAACAUGAACUUACUGAAAAGAACGCUCGUUUUGAUUGUAUACCUGAAUGUCAACGAUCUUUCGUGGAGCUGAAAAAUAAAUUGACUAGUGCUCGAGUUCUGGCGUAUCCCAGGGAUGAAGAUCUAUUUAUGUUAGACACCGAAGCUUCGCAAAGUGGAAUAGGGCUGUUCUUUUCUAAAUUCAAAACGGGAUGAAGUAGUAAUUGGAUACUUCAAUAAGUCCAUUGGAAAGGCAGAGAAGAAUUAUUGCGUCACUCGAAAGGAGCUUCUGGCAGUAGUAAUUUCUAUUGAACAUUACCACAGCUUUCUCUAUGACCGGAAGUUCCUAGUUAGGACCAACCAUUCUGCAUUGCAAUAGCUGCUCAAUUUUAAAAACCCGGAGGUUACCAACGCGCGGUUAGAGAAAUUACAAAGUUAUGACUUCCAAAUCAAAUAUGGCAACGGAAGGAGUCAUGCCAACGCCGACAGCCUAUCACGAAGACCAUGUAUUGACAGCUCAUGCAAAUUCUGCCAAAGGCAAGAGGAAAAAGAGGCAACCAAAAAUUCUGGAGUCGUUCAACAAAUAAGGCUUAAGAAUUCCGACAAAGACGCUAAUACUGAUGAAGACAUUACGAGAAAAGACUUCGAAGAACAACAAAAUAUGGAUAAGGAAUUGAAAAUGGUGCGUGGCUGGCUACAAGACGGACAAUGACCUGAAUGAUAAGAAAUUUCCAGUUUGAGUCAAACGGUGAAGGGAUACUGGCUGCAAUGUGGAACUCGUUGUGCCUGCGAGAUGACUUAAUCACUCUUAAAUGGGAGAGUCUAGAUGGAAAAAAACCUAGUAUAUCGGACCGUUGUGCCAUGGACCAUGGUGGACAGAGUGCUUCAAGAACUGCACAGUAGUAGGAGUGGACACUUUGGAGUCAAUGGACCUUGGCUCGAGUAAGAGAUAGGUAGGAUUAACUGUCGUAGGGAUGUUGAAGAGUGGUGCAAGAGAUGCGAUCUCUGUGCUAUUAAGAAAUAACCCAAGACGCGAUCCCGUGGAGAAAUGAAGCAGUACUUGUCCAAUUCCCCUUGGAAGAGAAUUGCCUGACGAAGUCAGGGAAUAAGUACCUCAUGGUUGCUAUAGACUAUUUUUCAAAGUGGCCAGAAGUAGUUCCCAUACCCAAUCAGGAAGCAGUUACUGUUGCGGAAUCAUUGCUGGAAAACGUCAUAUCCAGACAUGGGGUACCGAUGGAACUUCAUACCGAUCAGGGAAGGAAUUUUGAGUCAGAGGUAUGGAAAUAACUGAUGAGGUUACUGGGAGUAAGAAAAACGAGGACGACUGCACUUCACCCACAGCAUGAGUCCACCGGCUAUAUACCAUCUAAGCUGUUGACUAGAAGAGAAAUGAAGCUUCCAGUAGAUUUAAUGUUUGGCAGGCCUCCAGUCGAUGAAGACUAGGCUGUACUUCCAGUUUAAGUGGCUGAUCUCCAGGACAGACUUAGAGUGGUACACGAUUUCGAUAGAAAUAAGCUACGUCUGACCAGUGACAGAAUGAAGAUGAGACUAGACCAACGGCAGUCACUGAACACCUUUAAUGAAGGCGAUGCUAUCUGGUUGUAUCAGCCACAGCGAAGAAAGGGACUUAACAACGACCAUGGGAAGGACCAUACAAGUUCAUUGAGAAAAUCAACGACUUGGUAUACAGGAUACAACUUACACCCAAAGCCAAGCCCUAGGUCGUUUACAUGGAGAGGCUGGCUCCAUACAAGGGCAAGAGCGCAUAGACUUGGAUGCGAUUGGGAUGAGCUGUUCGGGGCGAACAGCUUUGAGGCAGGGGGCAGUGUUAUAAAUCCGCUACUCGUACUUUUUGAUUGCCCCCUGCAACUACAGUUAAAGAAGUUAGAAAAUUCAACUAUUUUCAAGAUGAACUGAAUCACGAAAAUUCGAGCGUGUUAGAGAAGGACGCACAUAACUAUAAAAGCCCCGGUGCGCACCGCGUAAGGAUCAGUUCUGAUUGACGUACGACAAGUGCAGUAAACUGUAAAGUCAGGAGAUAAAUAAUCACGUUCGAAAAUAAUCGUGCCGUAUAAGCUUUAUUUCGAGUAGUUCGGAGUGUAAAGUUUAAAUUUCGUGUGAUUUUUAUGUUAUUCGAAGUUCGAAAAAGUAGUCUCACUUAUCUGCGAACCCGUAUAAGUAACAAUACUUAUCUCAACGUACGCCAUUUCUAUCUUUUUCUCGCAAAACUCUUUUUAUUCUUGUUUGAUGAAAAAAAAAAAAAUUCCAACUUUUUCAGGAUAUUCUCUGUCAUCAUGCAAUUGAACCAACAACCACAAAUUCAUUAACAUCUUAUUAUGGACAAACAAUAGAAAAAAUUCCAUAAUUUCGAUACUAUAUUUUUGAACCACUGGCUAGAGACUUAUAAGUAGUUGACACAUAAAUGUUUAAGCAGAAAAAAAAAAAGAUAGAAGUAAAAAAUAAUUAUUAAAAGUAUCAAUUAUUAAGAAAUACAUGUUUAGAGAUAAUAAUAAAUGUCAAAUAGCAGUAGAUCAUUACAAUCAGUCGUGGUGAAUAAAGUAAGAUAUUCUAGUGGAACGAUUCAUGAACUAGAUGACUAUACGGAAUAAGACAUUGAAAAUUGGAACUGACUAUUACUUAUGAAAUCUAGUAAAAGUAUUUUUAAAAAUAUAUAUAUUAUAUUAUAGAAAGGAAUUGAUUAAAAUUGUUAGAGAUUAAAAGCAAAU
Molecule: messenger RNA, 9201 nt
Organism: Ceutorhynchus assimilis (cabbage seed weevil)
Lineage: Eukaryota; Metazoa; Arthropoda; Insecta; Coleoptera; Curculionidae
Source: the annotation of a GenBank genome assembly